Molecule: messenger RNA, 1242 nt
Organism: Eublepharis macularius
Lineage: Eukaryota; Metazoa; Chordata; Lepidosauria; Squamata; Eublepharidae
Product: keratin, type II cytoskeletal 6B-like
Exons: 7
Coding region: 1-1242 (413 amino acids)
Biological process (GO): keratinization; intermediate filament organization
Cellular component (GO): keratin filament
Molecular function (GO): structural constituent of skin epidermis
Source: RefSeq, a predicted model, not a curated record
AUGGCUUACCAAACCACUGUAAAGACCCAGAGGAAAAUCUUGAGUAAUUUUUCUGUUGUUGUUCCUAACUCUUGUCGCACUGGCUUCAGUUCCAACUCUGCUUCUGGAGGAUGUGGGUCUGGAUCGGAUUUGGGUAGGGUUGUUCGUGGCCGUGGCUUUGGCAGCCAAAGCCUCUAUAAUCUAGAUGGAUCUCAGAGAGUUCAUGGCAGAGCUUUUGGAGCCUGUUUUGGUAGUCAUGUUGGUAACAGAUAUGAGUCUACUGGUGGCAUGGGGGCUGGAAACUUUGGGUUAGUUGGAUCUGGUUUUGGUGGUGGCAAGCGGGCUCUUGGUUUCCCAGUUCAGCCACUUGGUGGAGUCCAAGAAGUAUCUAUCAAUCAGACUCUACUGGCACCUCUCAACUUGGAGAUUGACCCAAACAUACAGGAAGUUCGUAAAGAGGAGAAGGAGCAGCGCAAGACACUCAACAACAAAUUUGCCUCCUUUAUAGAUAAGGUUCGUUUCCUUGACCAACAGAAUAAAGUGUUGGAAAUGAAAUGGACGCUGCUUCAGGAACAAGGCCAGAAAAUCUCAAGAAACAACGUCAAGACCCUUUUUGAUGCGUACAUCGGCAAUCUCAGGGACAACCUGAAAACCCUGAAAAAAGACAACGGGAGGAUGGUUGGAGAGCUGAACCAGAUGCAAGGCACUGUUAAAGACUACAAGAACCAAUAUGAAGAUGAGAUCAACAAACAUGCAACUGCAGCGAGUGAGUUUGUAACCCUCAAGACUGAUACGGAUGCUGCCCACAUAGUAAAUGCGGAUCUACAAGCCAACAUAAUGUCUUUGGAGGAGGAGAUCAACUUCCUCAGAUCCAUUUUUGAGCUUUACGCCAACUUGCAGGCAGCCACUACAGAGGCAGAAGAGCGCGGGGAGCUGGCCCUCAAGGACGCAGGGCAGAAACUGGCAGAGCUGGAAGAAGCUCUUCGAAGGGCCAAAAAGGACACAGCCAGACAGAUAACGGACUACCAGGAUUUGAUGAACAAUAAGCUGGGCCUAGAUAUCGAGAUUGCCACCUACAGCAAGCUUCUGGAAGGAGAGGAAAAUAGGUUGUCUAAUGAUGGAGUGGUUGCCGUCAACAUCCAACCAUCCAGCACAGAUAUACCCUUGUCUGCCCAGUUUCCUCCAGCCCCAGAAGAAUCUUUCCGAAUGUUAAAAAGGGAAGUCUGUGUGCUUCCUGACAAAAGAUUCAGCUCCCGCAAAUGA